This is a messenger RNA of Otolemur garnettii (small-eared galago), 1945 nucleotides long. RefSeq names its product dopa decarboxylase (gene DDC). Gene Ontology annotation, molecular function: aromatic-L-amino-acid decarboxylase activity; pyridoxal phosphate binding. NCBI's taxonomy places the organism in Eukaryota, Metazoa, Chordata, Mammalia, Primates, Galagidae. Gene Ontology annotation, biological process: catecholamine metabolic process; amino acid metabolic process; serotonin biosynthetic process. The record is from RefSeq and is a predicted model, not a curated record. The transcript is spliced from 15 exons. Bases 134 to 1576 code for a protein of 480 amino acids.
CGGGGGAAACAUAGGUUUGGAAUUGCAGGAAGAGUGGCCUACCUGCCGAGCACAACGUCCUUCAGCGUCUUCCUCAGGAGAACAGGCCUGCGCGGAGUCCGAGUCCAGCAACUUUUACCUCUGCCCAGUCACCAUGAAUUCAAGUGAGUUUCGAAGGAGGGGGAAAGAGAUGGUAGAUUACGUGGCGAACUACAUGGAAGGCAUCGAGAGUCGCCAAGUCUACCCUGACGUGGAGCCCGGCUACCUGCGGCCCCUUAUCCCUGCCACCGCCCCCCAGGAGCCAGACACGUUUGAGGAUAUCAUCAGUGACAUUGAGAAGAUAAUCAUGCCGGGGGUGACCCACUGGCACAGCCCCUACUUCUUCGCCUACUUCCCCACAGCCAGCUCGUACCCGGCCAUGCUCGCCGACAUGCUGUGUGGGGCCAUUGGCUGCAUUGGCUUCUCCUGGGCUGCCAGCCCCGCAUGCACAGAACUGGAGACGGUGAUGAUGGACUGGCUUGGGAAGAUGCUGAAGCUGCCGGAGGCGUUUUUGGCUGGAAGUGCUGGAGAAGGAGGAGGAGUGAUCCAGGGAAGUGCCAGUGAAGCCACGCUGGUGGCCUUGCUGGCUGCUCGAACCAAAGUGAUCCGCCAGGUGCAGGCGGCCUCGCCAGAGCUGACACCGGCCGCCAUCAUGGAGAAGCUGGUGGCCUACGCCUCUGAUCAGGCACACUCCUCGGUGGAGAGAGCGGGCUUAAUUGGUGGCGUGAAACUCAAAGCCAUCCCUUCGGAUGGCUGCUUUGCCAUGCGAGAAUCUGCCCUGCGGGAGGCCGUGGAGAGAGACAAGGCAGCCGGCCUGAUUCCAUUCUUUGUGGUGGCCACGCUGGGGACCACAUCAUGCUGCUCCUUUGACAAUCUCUUAGAAGUCGGGCCUCUCUGCAACAAGGAAGACCUGUGGCUGCACAUUGACGCGGCCUACGCAGGCAGCGCCUUCAUCUGUCCUGAGUUCCGGCCUCUUCUGAACGGAGUGGAGUUUGCAGAUUCUUUCAACUUCAAUCCCCACAAAUGGCUUCUGGUGAAUUUUGACUGUUCUGCCAUGUGGGUGAAAAAGAGAACAGACUUAACGGGAGCCUUUAAACUGGACCCUGUUUACCUGAAGCACAGCCAUCAGGACUCAGGACUCAUCACUGACUACAGGCACUGGCAGUUACCCCUGGGCCGAAGAUUUCGCUCUUUGAAAAUGUGGUUUGUUUUUAGGAUGUAUGGCGUGAAAGGCCUGCAGGCUUAUAUCCGAAAGCAUGUCCAGCUGUCUCACGAGUUUGAGUCAUUAGUGAGCCAGGAUCCUCAUUUUGAAAUCUGUGCAGAAGUCAUUCUGGGGCUCGUCUGUUUUCGGCUAAAGGGUUCCAACAAAAUGAAUGAAGAUCUUCUGCAAAGAAUAAACAGUGCCAAAAAAAUCCACUUGGUUCCUUGUCACUUGAGAGACAAGUUUGUCUUGCGUUUUGCCAUCUGCUCCCGCACCGUGGAGUCGGCCCACGUGCAGCGUGCCUGGGAGCACAUCAGGGAGCUGGCCUGGGAUGUGCUGAGAGCUGAGCGGGAAUGAAGGCAGGGCCAGUUGCAGAAAUGAAAAGUUGAUGAGAAGUAUAUCUGAAAACGAGAGAGAGUAAAGUCAACCUCAUCCUGGCUCCUGUAUGUGGCCUCACGUGCCUUUCUCCACAGUUACUCAGAGACUUGUGGUUACAUCUCUUCAGUGUCUUGCCAAUGAAGAAAUAGUAUUUGCUAUAUGAAAAGUUAAUUCCAGUGGCUACAGUUUUUAUUCAUUAUUUGGCUGUGAUCUUUGUUGAUUGAAAAUUGUGCACUUUCAUGUUCUUGAAGUUAGCAGUUGUGGUUGGAAAGGCUUAUUGAAUUAUUGUCCAGUCUCUGAUCACGUGACUCGAAAUUGUACCUGUGGUCUUUAAAACAUCUUUUGUCA